Molecule: messenger RNA, 1045 nt
Organism: Gekko japonicus
Lineage: Eukaryota; Metazoa; Chordata; Lepidosauria; Squamata; Gekkonidae
Gene: POLR2D
Product: polymerase (RNA) II (DNA directed) polypeptide D
Exons: 4
Coding region: 20-448 (142 amino acids)
Biological process (GO): positive regulation of translational initiation; nuclear-transcribed mRNA catabolic process, deadenylation-dependent decay; transcription initiation at RNA polymerase II promoter
Cellular component (GO): P-body; RNA polymerase II, core complex
Molecular function (GO): nucleotide binding; translation initiation factor binding
Source: RefSeq, a predicted model, not a curated record
CCGGGACUGGGUUGAGGCGAUGGCGGCCGGAGGGACCGAUCCGCGCACCGUGGACGUGGAGGAGGAUGCCUCACAGCUGGUCUUUCCGAAAGAAUUCGAGACUGCUGAGACCCUUUUGAAUUCAGAAGUACAUAUGCUUCUUGAGCAUCGGAAACAGCAGAAUGAGAGUGCAGAAGAUGAACAGGAGCUCUCAGAAGUCUUCAUGAAAAUAUUGAACUAUACUGAUCGCUUCAGCCGCUUCAAAAACCGGGAGAUUAUUGCUAGUGUUCGUAGUUUAUUACUCCAGAAGAAGCUUCAUAAAUUUGAACUGGCUUGUUUGGCUAAUCUGUGUCCUGAGACAGCUGAGGAGGCCAAAGCUUUAAUUCCCAGCCUAGAGGGUCGGUUUGAAGAUGAAGAGUUGCAGCAGAUUCUUGAUGACAUUCAGACCAAAAGAAGCUUUCAAUAUUAGAAGGAAUUACCAGAUUCUUCUGUAAUCUGAAAAAGAAACAUCAUUUGUUCCUAUGCAGUCUUGGACUAGUUCAGAAACUGUUACAUGAUAGAUUCCUAAAAAUAUUUGGAUAUGUUAAAUAUUGAUGUAGUUAUGAAAAUUAAUGUGGUAUGAAUGGCAGAGUUCUUUGGAGUUUGAUCUCAUUAGUUUAAGACUUGUUUCCAAACUUUCUCUAUUCAUGGGGGGAACGUACAAAACACUUGUGGCAUUGGUUGUAAAAUAAAUGAGGACAUAGGUCCCCUUCUGAAUAUUUCUUGUCCAAGAGAAACUUAUUUUCCUAUUAUUUCUUGAAAACUGUAGUAACAGUGGAAUCAGGUCUGAUAAAUUUCAGUGUAUUCUUGAUGAGUUUGAUCAAGAAAGAGAGAGUUCUUCCCUCAGAACUAAUUUUAUACAUUGUGUGAAAAAGUCCUGUAUUUGUAAUUAAGGGCAUGUGGUUUGUGAAAUUAUCCACUAAUUUUUAUGUAAUUCCCUUUGACUUAAAAAGGAUUUUUUUUACUGGAGUGGUGGAAAAAUGGUAUAAGUGGGAAGGAAUUUAUGAAGUUGAAUGUCUUUUCUGUA